This is a messenger RNA of Cynocephalus volans (Philippine flying lemur), 894 nucleotides long. It is a transcript of the gene TMEM178A, whose product is annotated as transmembrane protein 178A. Gene Ontology annotation, biological process: regulation of cytosolic calcium ion concentration; negative regulation of osteoclast differentiation. The record is from RefSeq and is a predicted model, not a curated record. Bases 1 to 894 code for a protein of 297 amino acids. Gene Ontology annotation, cellular component: endoplasmic reticulum membrane. The transcript has 4 exons. Lineage: Eukaryota; Metazoa; Chordata; Mammalia; Dermoptera; Cynocephalidae.
AUGGAGCCGCGGGCGCUCGUCACGGCGCUCAGCCUCGGCCUCAGCCUCUGCUCCCUGGGGCUGCUCGUCACGGCCAUCUUCACCGACCACUGGUACGAGACCGACCCCCGGCGCCACAAGGAGAGCUGCGAGCGCAGCCGCGCCGGCGCCGACCCCCCGGACCAGAAGAACCGGCUGAUGCCGCUGUCGCACCUGCCGCUGCGGGACUCGCCCCCGCUGGGGCGCCGGCUGCUCCCGGGCGGCCCGGGGCGCGCCGACCCCGAGUCCUGGCGCUCGCUGCUGGGGCUCGGCGGGCUGGACGCCGAAUGCGGCCGGCCGCUCUUCGCCACCUACGCGGGCCUCUGGAGGAAGUGCUACUUCCUGGGCAUCGACCGGGACAUCGACACCCUCGUCCUGAAAGGUAUUGCGCAGCGAUGCACAGCUAUCAAGUACCACUUUUCUCAGCCAAUCCGCUUACGCAACAUUCCUUUCAAUUUAACCAAGACAAUCCAGCAAGAUGAAUGGCACCUGCUUCAUUUAAGAAGAAUCACCGCUGGGUUCCUGGGCAUGGCUGUGGCCGUCCUUCUGUGUGGCUGCAUUGUGGCCACGGUCAGUUUCUUCUGGGAGGAAAGUCUGACCCAGCAUGUGGCUGGACUCCUGUUCCUCAUGACAGGGAUAUUUUGCACCAUUUCGCUCUGCACUUACGCUGCCAGUGUCUCUUAUGAUUUGAACCGGCUCCCGAAGCUAAUUUAUAGCCUGCCUGCUGAUGUGGAACAUGGCUACAGCUGGUCUGUCUUUUGCGCCUGGUGCAGUUUAGGCUUUAUUGUGGCAGCUGGAGGUCUCUGCAUCGCUUAUCCGUUUAUUAGCCGGACCAAGAUUGCACAACUAAAGUCUGGCAGGGACUCCACUGUAUGA